AUCAUCGGGCACAAGCUAAUGGGGGCUUAUCCACAAGUACCUUCUACUUCUAUCCAACCAGGGCCUACAACCCAAGCACUUUUUCUGUCUCAGUUCUCACAAUCAUCUUCUUCGUUUUCCUUUUCAUCUUCUUAGGAAUCCCUAACAAGUUUUACCUCUUCGCUAUCCUCGUGUUUAAACUGGUUCCCUUCGAUUUUCUCUUUUCUUUUCUUUCACUUAAUCGAUUCUUGCCACGAAUCCUAGCUGGGUCCACCUGAAAAUCUAUCAAUUCCCCUGAUAAAUAUCUGAUUUUCCCAUCUGGGUCUGUUCAAUUUUUUGGUUUUGAUGAUGGGUCUCGAUGUUUAUGGUCCCUGGUUUCUUGUAGAUUAUUGAAAAUGUUGAUUUAUCGUUGAUAAAAGAUACCGGUUUGGCUUCGUUAUUUUUUGGGGCUUUUACAAUUGCGAUUAUAUUACAGAGACUGGUUCCAUCUCUGAGGUGUUGUUAAAAAAUCCAUUGCCAGGUGGAGAAACCCUUUUACGGUGAUUGUGGUUAUGAUUCAUGGGAUCUUCUGGUGAAUUCUUCGUGGAAACAAUAUUUUUGAUUUGGUGUUUGUGUUGAAUUUUGCGUGAGAAAUAGAAGAUGAAGAGAGGGAAAGACGACGAGAAAAUUACGGAGCCUUUGUUUCCAAGAUUACAUGUUAACGAUACUGAUAAGGGAGGGCCUAGAGCACCGCCGAGGAAUAAGAUGGCUCUGUACGAGCAGCUUAGUAUUCCUUCUCAGAGGUACAGUCCGGGAGUGUUGGCUCUUAAUCCAAGUAAUACUAACAGCUUGGUUCCUCCAGGAUCCUCCACUCAGGGUCAUGGCAUUGAAAGAAAUUUGUUCAUCCCAGCUCAUGCACCUCCUGCAACACCUACUCGAUUGGCUGAUGCAUUCAAUGGUGACCAGCAUAAUGGGGCAAAUGUGAGUGGUCCUACAGGACAACAGGAACAGAGAAAUAAGGGCGGAGAUGAAGACGACUUUAGGGUGCCAGUAUUUGUUCGCUUUGGGAUUAAUCAACAUCAUAACACAAUUCAAAAUAGUGUUGAUAGGGAAAAGGUCACUCAUGUUAAUGUAACUUAUCCCGGAAGCUCAAUGAAACUCCAAAAUUUGAGUCAUAAGGAGCCAAAACAAAGUAGCUCUUCAGGUCUUACAAGACAAGAGGUGAGACACCAGGGCAACGAGAAGCAAAAAAAUUGUGUUCUGAGGAAGGAGCAUUCUGCCAGAGUAAAGAUUGAUGAACCUGUUAAGGAAAUUAGUGGAUCUUCAAGGCAACAACUUGGAGAUGGUGGCAAAUUAAAUGACGAUGUUGCCCAGUGGCAGCAAGGGGCUAGGACUGGGUUGCAACGAGUUGAUAGUGGACCAGUUGAUGAUGGCGACUCGUUGAGGGAUGUUGACAAAGGAAUUAUGCCACAGCUGAGAAGUAAUAGUUGUUCCAGGGAUGAUCCUAGCAGCAGCCCAGAUGAACAUGACAAUGAUAGUGGAUGUACCAGAAACAAUGCACGUGGGUCUUUCCAGCUGGUAAAUGGUGACAAGAGUGAUGAUGUCUCUGAGACGUCCAUGGUGGAUUCUAUAUCAAGCUUGGAUAUUUCUCCUGAUGAUGUGGUGGGCAUAAUAGGUCAAAAACAUUUUUGGAAGGCAAGAAGAGCAAUUAUCAAUCAACAGAGAGUGUUUGCAGUGCAAGUAUUUGAGUUGCAUAGAUUGAUUAAGGUCCAGAAACUUAUUGCAGGAUCACCACAUAUUUUGCUGGAGGAUAGUGCUUUUCUUGGUGUACCUUCUUUAAAGAGCUCUUCUGCAAAGAAAUUUACAUCAGAGUAUGUUGUAAAGUUGCCGCUGCAGGCUGUCAAUUGCAAAGAUGAUUCUGAGAAGGCAAAUGAUAAAAUGGAAUGUUCUGCUGAAAAUGCAGUCGUAAAGACAUCUCUGCCUUCAGCAAGAAAUGGUAGCCAGCCUUCAAAUUAUAGUAAUCAGCAAUGUCUGCGCAAUCCACUCCCAGCACCUGUGGCACCUGAUGCUAAAGUUGGUCCUUGGUCUUAUCACCCGUCACCUGGGCAUCAAUGGCUGGUACCUGUGAUGUCCCCUUCUGAAGGACUUGUAUACAAGCCAUAUCCCGGACCAGGAUUCGCAGGAUCGGUUUGUGGAGGAUGUGGACCUUUUGGGCCAACACCCAUGACAGGUGCUUUUAUGGCUCCAGCUUAUGGGGUUCCCGGGCCUCCUCAUCAAGGGGUAGCAGUUCUUCCUGGUGCUCCUCCAGUUGGUCACAGUUACUUUCCUUCAUACGGCAUGCCAAUCAUGAGUCCGUCCUUUUCAGGUUCAGCUGUGGAGCAAAUGAACCCUUUUAGCACACCUGGUGGACAUGGUCAUAUUGCUAACUUAUCUGGAGGGGGAGCUAAGCAGAGCUCAUGUAACUUAUCAACCCAGAAGACUGGAACUAUACCACAAGUAGUGAAGCAUCAGCCAUCUAAAGAUACACAGCUACAAGGAAGUACAGCAAGUAGUCCUGGUGAGAGGGUGCAAGAUGGUAUAGGUAACAUUGGUGAAGGAAGGAAUGCACUCCCACUUUUUCCUACGGCACCAGAUGCAGUCAUGCAGCCUAUUGAUACAGAGCAGCAGACGAGAGUGAUCAAGGUUGUGCCUCACAAUCCAAGAUCAGCGAGUGAAUCAGUGGCUCGAAUUUUCCAGUCAAUACAGGAGGAGAGGAAACACUUAUGACUCAAUUUAGCUUGCUUGCGGUGCACAUGUUGGGAGUUUGUAAAUGAUGUUGAACUCAUCUAGCGAGUAUAUUACCUCCAAGCUGUUUUUGCUUAACCACGUAACCUAGUAAUCUUCUUUUGUUUUUGUUUCUUGUCUAAAAAUAUGAUUCACGUGUAGAUAUCUCUCAUAAUAUUAUCAAGUUGGUGAAAUAUGAAUUACUCGUUUCUUCCA
This is a messenger RNA of Carica papaya (papaya), 2937 nucleotides long. RefSeq names its product protein EARLY FLOWERING 3. Gene Ontology annotation, biological process: regulation of photoperiodism, flowering. Lineage: Eukaryota; Viridiplantae; Streptophyta; Magnoliopsida; Brassicales; Caricaceae. The record is from RefSeq and is a predicted model, not a curated record.